UACACAUGAUGUGAUUAUCAGUGACGAUACCCAACCAUCCCUGUUAUGAUGAGUGUUCAAAUCCUAUCCACGAUAAGUCAACAGUGAGCUCAACGAAUCCACAGUUGCAGUCAUGAUUGGAGAUGGAUAGCGGUUCUUAACUUGGUGAUGUUGCGGUUCAAUGACAACGGAGAAUGUGAAACCAGCAAUAUCAAGAUAGCAGCAUGUAACAGUCAUUGUGUUACCUUUCAGAACAACAACAUCAACCUUUAGACGAGAUGGUUCAUCAGAAACACAUCGCUUCCAGUUCUCCCUGUUUCAUCCUACUCAUUAUCUUACAUCUUAUUUCAUUUUCUGGAGUAUGCAGUUAUAGUGGUAUUCAUUAUACUCGCCGGGGAGACUUAAAUAUUGGUGGUUUGGUUCCAUUACAUCACUACGAUGAGAAGAAUCAGCAAUGUGGCACGCUUCGUACCUUAGGCGCGUUGAAGCGUCUUGAGGCUAUAGUAUUCGCUGUAGAUUGGAUCAAUUCAAACACUAGUCUUCUACCAGAUAUCAAUCUAGGCUUUGAGAUAUUUGACACUUGUUCUUCAAAUGCUGUGACUUUGAGAGAUUGUUUGAACUUUAUACCUCCUCAGCGAUGGACAGGCAAUUGCUCUUCAUGUAAUACAUCUGAUCCUUGCCCUGAAAAUUUACCACCAAUAGUAGGUGUCGUCGGAGCACAAAGAAGUGGCUCUAGUGUCCAAGCAGCUAUCUUACUUGGCCUGUACCAAAUACCUCAAGUAAGUUACUUAUCAACAAGUGAUGAACUUAACAAUGUAUAUCGUUAUCCAUAUUUCUUGAGGACUGUAGGGCCAGAUAGCUUCCAAGUUGCUGCAAUAGUAGAUAUUCUAGUUGAGUAUGGUUGGAACUAUGUAUCGUUCAUUAACUCAGAUGAUACAUACGGUAAAAGUGCGCAGCAAGAAUUUAGAAAGAGAGCCCAAGAACUGAAAAUAUGUACUGCUAUAACAAGAACUGUGUCUUUGUACGCUACCGACAAGACAUUUGAUGAGUUAGUUGAUGAGCUUCUGACUUUACAGACUAAAAGUCACGCCAUUGUUGUCAUUCUAUUUGUUCAACUUGAAAUGGCAAAAGAUAUAUUUGAUUCAGCAACAAGAGCUGGGGCUAAUCGUAGAUUCAUCUGGAUAGGAAGUGAUGGUUGGGGGAAUUAUGGAGAUGACGCAGUCAAAGGAAAUGAAAAUGCCACACUUGUUUCCGUCAAAGAGAAGAGUUUCACCAAAGAUGGCGAUUUGAUUAUUGGUGGUUUACUACCUCUACAUCAUCCUAAACCAUUCAAUGCUCAUGAAUGUGGUGGUAUUCGUUCAAUUACUGCAUUAAAGGAACUGGAAGCAAUGGUCUAUGCUAUUAACUUCAUUGACAAUAAUGACACUAUAUUACCAGGUGUACAUCUAGGAUUCGAUAUUCGUGAUACUUGCUUCUCUGAAUCAAUAACUCUCCGUUCUGCACUUAACUUUAUUCCUGCGUACAGGUGUAACGACUCACACCAAUCCAUUGUGGGUGUGGUCGGUGCCCGACGAAGCAGUUCCAGCGUUCAAGCUGCUUUAUUGUUUAGUUUGUUCAAAAUACCACAAAUUAGUUAUCUUUCUACAAGUGACGUGUUGAGUAAUAAAUAUCGCUUUCCUUUCUUCAUGAGAACAGUUAGCCCAGAUGUGCUCCAAGUUGCAGCUAUAUAUGAUAUUCUACUUGAGUUUGACUGGACUUAUAUUUCUUUUAUUAGCUCUGAUGAUGUUUAUGGUCAAAACGGCCAAAAGGAGUUUAGGUUAAGAAGUAUUGGAAGUCCAAUCUGUACUGCAACGUAUCAUACUGUUUCAGUCUUCAAUGAUAAAACUGUCUUUGAUAAAGUAAUCGGAGAAUUGAUGGAACUACAGGAAGACACAACCUCUGUUGUAGUUGUUUUAUUUGUGGAUAUUCUGCUAGCGAGAAGAAUCUUUGCUUCAGCAGAUAACAUGGGAGCUAAGAGACGAUUCAUCUGGGUUGGAAGUGAUGGCUGGAGUAACUACGGCGAUUUAGCGAUUGAUGGUUAUGAGCAGGUUACAGCCGGUGCAUUUACAGUGUCUCCUUUAUCGAGGAAGCUUGAUACAUUCGAUGAGUACUUUCACUCUCUCAACACAACCAGCAAGAAUCCCUGGCUCCUAGAGUUUCUAGAGACUUACACUGACUGCUCAUCAACGGAUACAGGGAACCAGAGUUGUGAUAGACCGGGACUGAUUGGUCAAGCAGAUGACGGUCAAGCAUCUCAUGAAACUCUAGUAAUUGAUUCAGUCUUUACUUUUGCUUAUGCUCUCGAUAAAAUGCGACGAGAUAGAUGCCCUGGUGAUGUGACAGGACUAUGUCCCAAUAUGACUGACAUUGACGGUGAUUCCUUGUUGGAAUACCUUCUUGAUACACAGUUUCAAAGUCUGGCUAAUGGUUGGAUUAGUUUUACAGAUGAAGGGAAUAUGUAUGGAAGGUAUGCCGUCAAUCACCUACAGGGUAAUAACUCAACAGGAAAGUUUAGCUUUCUGCGUGUUGGAGAGUGGAGACAAUCCAUAGAUCCAACCAAACCUAAUUUAAGAAUAGGGACAGAUGUCCCUUGGUAUUUAUGGGAAGGAGCAUCCAUUAACAAUGAGACUGGUAUCCCAAGAUCAGUAUGUAGCUUCCCUUGCCAACCUGGAGAGAAAAUCAACCGUAUUCCAGACAACCUGUGCUGCUGGACCUGCACCCCUUGUGAACAAUCCGAGAUCGUAGUGAAUAACGGUACCCAAUGCGAGUCUUGUAUUGAUAUAGACAUUAAGAAGUUUAGUUGGCCUAAUGAAGACCAAUCAGCUUGCGUUGAUAUCCCUUCUGACUUCAUCCUUAGUGAUCAACCAUGGGCUAUUACUAUUCUAAGUGUAGCUUCCAUAUGUGUAGCAGCUACUAUCUUCGUCAUGGGUAUCUAUAUCCGUAAUCAAGAGAUGCCACUUAUUAAAGCAUCAAGUCGGGAGCUUAGUUACAUCAUCUUCAUUGGCAUCAUCAUGUCUUACGUCACAGCUAUCUUCUUCUCUGUGGCACCUUCUCCUUUCGUUUGCGUCCUCCGACGUCUUGGACCAAACAUCGCCACAUCUCUCAUCUAUGCGUCCAUAGCAACCAAGACAAUCAGACUCUAUCGUAUAUUCAGAGCAUCUAAGAAGUCAGCAAAGAGACCUAACUACAUCGGAUCCAUGUUUCAAGUUGCAUUGUCGCUUAUCGUCACAGCUCUAGCGGUUAUUUGGACCGUUGUGUGGAUUUGUGUGGAUCCACCUAAAGUAGUUCCCGAGAUGCCGAAUGAGAAAGAGAAUAAGCUUCAAGUAACAUGUCAUCUUAAUAUCAUUGAGACUGUUGGUGUGAUGAUAUGGGAUGUAGCUCUCGUUAUUGUCUGUUGUAUCUUUGCAUUUAUGACCCGGAAACUUCCAGAGAAUUACAACGAAACACGCUUCAUAACAUUUUGCAGUUUCUGCACCUUAGUGGUUUUCGUCACCUUCUCACCAAUUUACUUCACAUCACGUGAGCCGUACUACCAAGCUAGCUACUACUCUGCUGGUCUUAUCAUCAAUGCUACAGUAACUCUUACAUGCCUCUUUGCAGUUAAAAUCUACGCUUUGUACUUCGUAGAUGAAGAUGAGAUGAACAUCUUCACACAGACACGUCUUCGAGCUAAUACCAAGACAGCUUCGACUCGUGGCAUGCCACCACCUAACAUUACUUCAUCGACAACUCAGAAUGAAGUUCAUUCAAACCCAACGUAUGUAACAGAAGCAGAAAAAUAUACAUCAAUGCCAAUGGAAAGCAAGUCCAACCCUGACGUCAAUAGGAAUGAACCUAGGGGUAAUCGAUACAGAAGUUGUUCAAGUAACAGUAGCAAAGGUCUCAAUAAACCUACUAACUCCACAGGCGUUAUGGAAAGACUUAGUCGACCAAAUAAGGUGGACCCUGAUACGUCAAAGUUACGUCAUAACGACAGCCAAACUCAACGUGCAAAUGGUGUAACAUCACCUGAUCAAAUUGCGGCAGCUAGUCCAGAUACAAAAGUCAUAUUUAAUCCCGAUGUGGUUGAAUUUGAUACCCAUAUGUAAACCUUACGGCUUCAUAAGUAGAUUACUUCUACAAAAGGACACUUUUAUGAAAGCUACAUUAAGGCCUACUAACCUUAUACCGUUCAUAUUGUAAACAUUGCACAAUACAUCCCUAUACGAAACACUAGACACGCAACCUUGAUGUGACUUUGUGUGUUGGUGGUACAAGUCAAAAAAAGAACAGACAAAACCCAAGAGUAUUGUAGCUGUUCAAAUUGAUUUCACCCUCCAAUGCACUUUUUGCAUCGAAAUUUAAACUAAUUAUAGUUUUGAUUAACCCAGUGCAAUCCCGUACACUUUAAUUCGUUUAGUUUACUGUUGUGAUGUAAAUAUAUAACGGUAAUGUUGGUGAGUACAAUUGCACAGCAACAUUUUGUCUUUUUUGUUUUCCUCUCCAAAUGUUUUCAUUCUGGUACUCAUUCUAAUCAGUUUGAUAUACAUUUGGGGGAUUUUGUGGGCGUGUUUCCGAAAAACAAACGUGUUGUACCGAAACAAGAAGUUCAGAAAGUAUUAUUUUUUGUAUGGAAUGAUACAAGUAAUAAAUCCAAGGCUGAACUUGACUUUAUCUUUAUGGAAUGAUACAAGUAAUAAAUCCGAGGCUGAACUUGACUUUAUCUUUAAUGAUAUAUUUUGUGUAAAUAAUUAUUGUCUUUAAGUUCAUUUGUCGUUACUGGUUAUGACGUAUUUAUUUAAUGGACAGUGUGAAUUUAAGUUGCUUCAAUUUAUCACAUUUUUGUCUUUCGUAUUACAAUGGUGUCAAUAGAGCUGACAAAAUAUUUACGGCAAAAGUUAUUUCCUUUUUGAGUGAAUGGAUUUUAUUUAAGGCGUAAAUGAAGUGCGGGGUGAUUAAUUGGACAUCAGUGAUAGAGACGUGCACUUCAUUGUAACAAAAAACACGAUUAGAAAAAUUUAUUAUUUCGUCAGGAAAAAUAACUUGUUGUCAAUUAUUGAUAACAUAUUUAACAAUACUGAAUGUUAUAGGUAGCCUUUCGGUUUGUCAUUUCCAAACCCAUUGGUAAAGACAAUUAUAAUAGGUUGAUGAACAGUAACAACGAUAAGAGAAUUUUACAUUAUACUAUUUGUUAUUGUUAACGGAAUAAACAGCGUUAGAGUGUACAAGUUGUUAUAAGUAUAUUUAUUUAAAUUGCUGGCCAUAUUUCAGCGAUAUGUAAUGAUUACUCAUUAAGAUCUGACAACAUAAUUCGUUGUCAGCAUCGUUAAUUUAACAAUUAUUUUAGAACUCGCUUACUCAGUAGAACAAAGUUGUUGCUUUGCCGCAUGUUUUAGCCUAGCUUUGUUCAACUCUACAAAAUAAAGUAAGAACUUGCGCAAUUAACCAUCCACAAUUCAUACGGUUUGAAAACGUGAUACUUUCUUAGUUGGAUAAUGUUUAUACUUGUAUGGAUGGAUUGCACAUGACGUCACUGACCGCCAUCUUUAAUAAACGAUGCCAACGUGCGCACAUGAUGCGCUCUCUGCGCAUGACCAUCAGCAAAUGGUAGCCUUGCACGCGCGCACAUUUCACCAAGGGGAUCAUUCACCUAACAAUGUAACUGCGUAAGCGACAAAUAAUGCUAUGUAAUAAACAAAUAAUUAAUGUAGCUUCAGGUAAAAAUAGUGAACAUUACUAAAGAACUUCUUUAACCAUUUCAAACUCAAAAGACAAAUAAAUGCACCAAGAAGACAUCUCAACAAAAGUAAUCUUAAAUUGGACGAGAUACAAGCUAUGCCGGACUGUGACUAUGACGUUAUAGCCAAAGCAAGUAAAUUUCAUUCAAUUCAAUUUCAUCUAUUUGUAUUUGUAAUUAUUUUUAUUUAUCUAUUUCUAUUUUAUUUCCUAAGUUUCAAUCAUGGUUUAAUCGGAUUAUAUACAAAGUACAGAAAAGUUUGAUGAAAUUACAAUAUUGAGCCAAUUUGACGGAAACAGCUUUCCAAAGUCGCAUUCACGCUGAACAGUUAAAUUAAGUUAAUAUUCAAAUCGCACAGCUACACAACAAUGUCUAGUGACAAUAGAACGAUUUUAAUUCGAAGAUGACAUCGAUCUGGAAGCGAUUACUUCAGAAUCAAAUAAGUAUGCGCCUUCUAGUGAGUCAUAAUAUUUUGUUCUCAAGGUUAAUACCGCAAGAACAGAUUGUCAAGAUGCCUGAAGCAAAGCAGGAACGUUAUCUUGUCUUGGGCUUCUUUAUCCAACGUGAUCAUUUUAAGGCCUAUGUAAUAAAUGAUAUAGAGUCAAUAUUGCAUUUCCGAUUUAUGAGAUUACAAGGUUAAGAAAUGAUUAGAACUAAUUAGAACUGAUAUAACUUAUAAGAAAUAAUAGAACUCAUAAGAACUGCUAGAACUUAAAAGAACUGCUAGAACUCAUAAGAACUGAUAUAGCUGAUAGAACUUAUAAGAACUGAUCUAGAAUGUGAAAAUAUCUGAAACUUCGCUUGAUGGGUUUUUGUCAUGCUCAUUUCCAGCUAUAGUUUCAGCCUGUGUCUUACAGCGUUCAAUGUCAUGGCUCUGUUUAUAGGACUUGGGGCCCGAGCGUAUAUAAGCAUUGCCAUGAAACUGAAGGCCCAGACCAGAUUUCCACUCACAUCUUAUAACCAAUUGGUCAUGCACAAGUGCAGUGAUUUAAUAUCGAAUCGUAACGAACAGGUGAAUAUACAGGUUUUUUGUGUCUGUCCGACGCAUCAUUUUCCAUACCCUAGGGUGCAUUUUCGCAGUCGUAACCAAUACUGUUUCGUUUGAAUUUGCUUUUGGUUAACCAGUGGCCAGUGACCGAAACAUUUAAUGAUUACAGAUGCGAAAUAACGCACCCAUGGCAAUCCUUCUAAGAAAUGCCACUGUUUGAUAGACUUUUAAGAGGCCCUAGACCUUACAUGUCGAAUUUGUUUAUCUACAAAUAACCCCAAAACAAAGGUUCUCUUCCAAAGAUUCUAAGAGGAUUGCAAGAGGGAGGGCUGGAAGGUGGUGUUGACGACGUAUAGCAAUAACGUCGUCUAUUAACUUUCCCUUUCUUCUCGGUGGACAUCCAUAUUGUUGCAUUGUGUAAAAGUUUAACGGACAGGUCAAUUCCUUCUCUUUACACGCAUGACGUCCACUAACUCAAGUCUCACUAAUUGCUCGGUGAUUGGUGGGUUCGCUAAGAGCCUGCGUCCAGUCCAGGACGGACAGGUGCAACCACCCGAAAUGCUCUUGAUCCAUUAGGUCAAUUUAAACAGAGACUAGAUCAACCGACUGACAGAACAAUCAAGGACGGACAGACAGACUGACUAACGGACAGGCACAACACAUCUCAGUGUUUUGGACUGACAGUGUUUUACGAUUAGUUGUAAUUACGGCUGUUAUAAUCAGACACUAAUUAGUUGAUUUAUACCUGCUAUUGAAAGUAAUUUAAUAAACACAU
Asterias rubens (European starfish) is the source of this 7497-nucleotide messenger RNA. Its product is annotated as metabotropic glutamate receptor 3-like. The record is from RefSeq and is a predicted model, not a curated record. The transcript is spliced from 5 exons. Lineage: Eukaryota; Metazoa; Echinodermata; Asteroidea; Forcipulatida; Asteriidae. Gene Ontology annotation, cellular component: membrane. Gene Ontology annotation, molecular function: group II metabotropic glutamate receptor activity. Gene Ontology annotation, biological process: G protein-coupled glutamate receptor signaling pathway; regulation of synaptic transmission, glutamatergic. The coding region runs from base 258 to 4106 and encodes 1282 amino acids.